Molecule: messenger RNA, 1841 nt
Organism: Symsagittifera roscoffensis
Lineage: Eukaryota; Metazoa; Xenacoelomorpha; Acoela; Convolutidae
Product: E3 ubiquitin-protein ligase TRIM65-like
Exons: 3
Coding region: 252-1457 (401 amino acids)
Source: RefSeq, a predicted model, not a curated record
UAGUUUGUAAUAUAUUAAGAAAACUAUUUCAAAGAAAACUCAAACAAAAAUUCCAAAUAAGUCCACGAUAUGGCUGUUUUUGAAAACAUGACCAAAUUUGAGUUAAUUUUUGCGAUAAAAUCAAAACAUACAUAACCAAGACGUGUAUCUCUCAAACGCACGCACUUCUCGAGUUUCUUUUCUGAAGUAAGAUAAACAGUUUAUACAAUCAAAUCAUUCAUUUGUUUUCUACGCCAUACAUCUGGAAUUUUAUGGCCGAGGCUGGAAACCUAUUCGAAUGCAGCAUUUGUCUCGAACGUUUUGUGAAUCCUCGUAUUUUGAAUUGCGGACAUUCAUACUGUUCAAAUCCAAAACCUUGCUUACAAGGUGUACUGCUAUCUGAGUCCAGAGAAUGCUCGGUUUGCAGAACUCCGAUUGAGGAAAGACUUCAGCAUGAAAGCCAAUGCACCGUUAAUUAUGAAUUGAAAGCUGCCGCAGAGGGGAACGAGCAACCUGUCCAAGCACAAAGCAACCAAAAUGGCUAUGAACAAUGCAAAACUCACAAACAAGCGAAAGAGUAUUUUUGUGAGCAAUCGGGCUGCAAAGUUUGUAUCUGCAAGGAUUGUUGGAGAAACGAUCAUGGAUCACAUCAUGUGGUUUUAAUGGACAACCCGCUUAAUCAAUUGACUGCAAAAAUGGAGAAGUCGCUUAAGUUGAUUGCAAGCUGUCCAAAGACAGUUGAUAAAGUGAUAAGUGAAUCAGUUGACCUCAAUUCGGAAUUGGUGAUGACAAUGGACAAAUGGAACGCUUUGAUGGAUAAGAAAAACAAGAUAAAAAACACGAAUACUUUCCCCCAAGCCAAAACCCUUGAGACGAGUAUCAGAAAGGAUCUGGAAGCCUUGAAAGUGCAAAAUGUUCAAACAAAACAGAAACUGGCAAAACUAACAGCCAUGGCUCAGUCCUGCGAAGAUGUCGAAGACUGUAUACAAAACGCAUUACUUGCCCUGGAUGCAACACCUUCCUCGCCCAAAACAACAGCUUCUGUGGCCAAUGCUUGUGGCAGGGACGAAACUACACAUGACGAGAAGAAAAGGAAAAUUACAUACAUUUUGCGUGUUGAGGACGCUAGAGAACCUGAAAUAUUUGGAUUAUCUUGCAAAAUAAUCGGUACGAGCGGGGAUUGGCUGUUGGCGAGACUUAACUGUUUGACUAGAACUUCACAGGGAGAACUCAAGUUGAAGUCAAAGGACCUGGGCAGAUUGGAAAGCCUAGAAAUUCUGAAAGGAGACCUCGUGAAAUUAGAUUGUUUUCGUGAAAUUAGAGUUUUUACCAAGAAAAAUAUAAAUUGCGCGCUGGAUUUGCAACGCCUAUGCGCCAUAUUCGAAAGCGAAAAGGCACACUGUCAGAAAAUUACAAUUUGGUCUGGAGCGUCUGAGGAAUUCUUCACCCUUCCCAAUUCUCUUAACGACAGCGUGUAGUAGCACAUAUAUUGGAAGACAGCAGAAAUUAUCCGACAACGACUAUACCCUACGCGUCCCCAUCAGCAGCUAAAUCAUAUAUGAAAAAAAAUCUGACUUCAAAGUUGAUUGUAGACUCAAAUAAAAACUAACUCAAAGUUAUAAAAAUUAACACACCGUCUGUAUUUAAAAUCACUAAUUUUGCUUUGAUUGUUCCAAAUUUGACUUUCAUUUGAUCUGAUGAUGAUACUUUAAUUUAGUUUACCAUAAUUAUAGUGGAUAUAAAAGAAGAACUAUGCAUUGAGCUAGGUGAUUAAAUGUAAGAUCGGUGAUCUAGUACUUUUUCGGUAAACUAAGAUUUCGAUUUAGAGUUUUACCUUGGGAAUUGAGUGGUAUAAUGUUUGA